AGACCCACCUGUGCUAGUUCCAAAGCCCGGGGCGCAGUGGACAAGCCACGUGCACCACUGCAGCAGCACUGACCAGUGUCCGUGACUCUUCUGGUGGAACGAAUCGACAAAAGCGUGCUCCUGAUCUGGAUGUGAAGACACUUCACUGUGCCUGGCGGAGCUUGAACCUUCUCACGGGAGCUGAGAGACCUUAGGAGAGAAUAUUUGCACCAGGCAAGGAGUAACUCUUCAGAAGUGGAAUAAAGAAACAGCUUUUGCAAAAUACUGUUCUUGAUUCCUGCACCCCAUAUUCAAAUCUACUGCUGAGAUCAACGAAAAAGAAAUGAUAAAAUUUUUUCUUAUGGUAAACAAACAAGGUCAAACAAGGCUCUCUAGGUAUUACGAGCAUAUAGAAAUUAAUAAACGGACAAUGCUGGAAGCUGAAGUAAUCAAAAACUGUCUCUCCCGUUCAAAGGAUCAGUGCUCUUUCAUUGAAUAUAAGGACUUUAAGCUGGUAUACCGACAGUACGCAGCCCUUUUCGUAGUCGUUGGAAUCAACGAGACAGAGAAUGAGAUGGCAGUGUAUGAACUAAUUCAUAAUUUUGUGGAAGUUUUGGACAAAUACUUCAGCAGAGUGAGUGAAUUAGAUAUCAUGUUCAAUUUAGACAGAGUGCACAUCAUUUUGGAUGAAAUGGUGCUAAAUGGUUGCAUUGUGGAAACAAACAGGAAUCGAAUUCUUGCCCCUCUGUUUGUGCUUGACAAAGUGGCAGAAAGCUAGGAAGAUGCAAGACCGACUACAGCGUUUUUCCAAAAGACAGUACAAUCAUCAAGAGGGUACCGACAGCAGUUGUCUGAUGUCGCAAGACUGACUCAUGCAGUAUUCAAAUUAGUUGGAAAAGUAUUUCCUGUUUCUCCUAUACCCUACGUACCUGAUAGAAAGAUAAAGCUAAACAUAAAGCAGAACCUUCAAUUUCAGAUGCAGGUUUAUUGAGGCACCAGAAAUCCUUCUGGAACAGUCAAUGUUUUUAAAAAUUGACCCGGGAUAAAGUAAUGGAAACUUACAUAUGGCCAUCUAGGUAUGACUUUGAAUUACACAGCAUUGUGCCAGACCUAAGAGAAGACAGAAAAUAGGGAAAUAGAAAUUCAGACUGAGUUUCAAUGCUUCCUUUAAGCACCAACUUGAUUUUUUUUUUAUUUUCAUACAUAUGUAUUGUAAAUUAAACUUACGUAACUUUUGUAACCUCUUUUAAACUAGAUUUGGCCUGCAUCAAAAAGCUGGUUUCACUCCCUUUUCCAUGUAAGUCAUGGUUACAAAAGCAAUGUAAACAACAGAAGUAUAGACAUAUUUAGUAUUCCUGCAUACUAUGUUAAGUUGUAACUAGAAAUAUUUGGCAC
This is a messenger RNA of Egretta garzetta (little egret), 1374 nucleotides long. RefSeq names its product adaptor related protein complex 4 subunit sigma 1 (gene AP4S1). The record is from RefSeq and is a predicted model, not a curated record. The transcript is spliced from 7 exons. The coding region runs from base 323 to 757 and encodes 144 amino acids. Gene Ontology annotation, biological process: protein transport; vesicle-mediated transport. Gene Ontology annotation, cellular component: intracellular membrane-bounded organelle. NCBI's taxonomy places the organism in Eukaryota, Metazoa, Chordata, Aves, Pelecaniformes, Ardeidae.